Messenger RNA from Bactrocera tryoni, 3111 nucleotides. RefSeq names its product mucin-21 (gene Sox100B). Gene Ontology annotation, cellular component: nucleus. Gene Ontology annotation, molecular function: RNA polymerase II cis-regulatory region sequence-specific DNA binding; DNA-binding transcription factor activity, RNA polymerase II-specific. The coding region runs from base 246 to 2570 and encodes 774 amino acids. Gene Ontology annotation, biological process: regulation of transcription by RNA polymerase II. Lineage: Eukaryota; Metazoa; Arthropoda; Insecta; Diptera; Tephritidae. The transcript has 3 exons. The record is from RefSeq and is a predicted model, not a curated record.
CAUUGUGAUCGCUUACGGAUAUUAACGAUCACUUGUUCUUCGCAUGUUGUUGGUGGAGGGCGUAUGCGUGUGUGUAGAGUUUAACCAAAUUCAACGUUUAGUAAAGAAAUACUAAUAGAAGGGCCUAAGAGCAAAAAAAAAUUAACAGAAAAGAAAAUAAUAAUAUGAAACAAUUAAAUUAUUCUGUGAAAUAAUUAUUUAAUCAAUAAAGAGUUACGACUUUGUGUUCGGUGGUGUUUGUCAUAAUGGAUGCCGACAUUAGUUCUCCCGAGUCGAAACAAUCUCGCUCUAAGCCGGUGGAAACACUUGUGUUGGCAAACUAUGCCGCUAAGGCGGAGCAGAAGCGUGGUGGUGUUGGCAAUGGCCGCAAAGAGGAUGAGCGCAUUACGACAGCUGUUAUGAAGGUCUUGGAGGGAUACGAUUGGAACUUGGUUCAAGCAACCGCCAAAGUCCCUUCGGACCGCAAAAAGGAUCACAUCAAGCGACCAAUGAAUGCGUUUAUGGUCUGGGCACAGGCAGCACGACGGGUAAUGUCCAAGCAGUACCCCCAUUUACAAAACUCAGAGUUGAGUAAAUCACUCGGAAAAUUGUGGAAAAACCUCAAGGAGUCCGACAAGAAACCAUUCAUGGAAUUCGCGGAGAAGCUGCGACUCACACACAAACAGGAGCAUCCCGACUACAAAUAUCAGCCGCGCCGCAAAAAAGCGCGCGCACUCCCAGCCAGCGGGGUGCAGUGCGACGAUGUGCUGUCUGCGACGACAACCACAAACUCUACCGCAAAACUGUCCUGUGAAACAGAAACGGAUUGUGCAACUGGCGCCUUUCAGUCAAAGAGCUGCAGUGGGACGGCCGCUAUCCGGAAGGUAAUGGGCGGAGGUAACGCAGCAACCGCAAAUCGAAUUAGUGGGCGCAUCAUUAAGCCAACGUCACAGCCGUGCCAUAACAGCGGUAAAAUGGAUGCGCUGAGCAGCUACAGCACGAACGCGACUUUUCGCAAUUCGAAUACCAGCAGUAAUGGCGCUAUCACAUGCGCCGCGGAUAUGCUGAAUAGCGAGGCUUUCAUUAGCUCGUUGAACAGCGCAUGUGCCGCUUCAUUGCAGAACGCUGCUAACGGUGGACUCAUACCCGAAUUGGCGGGACUUGAUUUCGGGCAACAGUCGCAGCAUUAUGAUUAUGCGCGUCCAAUGGAUUCACCCUGCUCAACGGCGAGUUCAUUGCAAUCGACUGGCGCCAGUACUUCCGUCGAUGGACAGCCGCUCACACCUCCUGCCACACCAUAUACAUUAAGUAGCGGCAGUCUGCUAAGCGCCACUUUAAACGACAAACGUACGCCCACGCAGGUACAGCUAUCACAGGCACAAAACUUAUUACGACCACUCAGUGCAGCUGCUGUGGUGGACUCGGAUGCUGUCGUCGGUUAUGGUGUGCUAGGGGAUGGCACCCGCGAGUACAUUUCUUUAGAUGAAAGCCAGUAUAAUUCUGGGCUGCUGGAUUUUCACCGUUCUACCCAUGAACUAUUGACGGCUAACGAGUUAGCUUCAUCAAACUACAAUUCAGCGGGCGGUUUAAGCGGGGGACGCAUUUUUAAUCCAGAUACAACUGCGAGCGAAAGCUAUAAUAAUUAUGCCACCGGCCAGUACCUUGCCUACAAUUACGUUUCAAAUACAGAUGCCUGCAAUUCGCCACAUUCCAUUGGAGUCUUGAAUUACUUGGAGUCCGCAUCAUCUGCAUCGGGGGUGGUGGGUGCAGGCAGUAACAGCAACUGCUCUAACAAAUCGCCCUCGGCAUGUUCAAUGGGCAAGUUCUCAGCGGUGCAUAGCUAUUUAGCGCCGACUUCGAUGAGCAAUAGCGACAUUGAUCCAAAGGAAAUUGACCAAUAUCUCAUGGAUCAAGUGAUGGUGCCUCUGACCCAGGCCGAAGCUUCACAAUUGCCGCCACGGUCGGUGUCCGCAGUGUCAACGACAUGCCCUUCUAGUACCUCAGUCUCGUCCGGAGCUGGCGCGGUGUGUACAACAAUAACCAAAGCGCCGUCGGUAGCAACAACAAGCCCAAGGGGCAGCUCAUGCAUAAGGUCCAUCGGCGGUAAAACGAAUAGCGCCGUUGGAGAUGGGGGCGAAGCCAAUAAUUCUGUGAAAUCCUCUGCUUCAUUUCAAUUGCUCCACAAAUCACAUCCACAGCAACAACAAAACGAUGUUUUAGAGCUGCAAUCGAUACAUCGGAUAUCAAGCACAACAACAUCAUCAUCGACAUCACCAGCAGCAACGAAUGGCAUUUCCAGUGAAUACGGCGCGAACAGCGCCAGCAACGCCAAUGAGAGUUGCAACAACAACAACGGCGGCAUGGGUGGCAGCAAUGUAGGGAGCUCCGGUAAUUGCUUUUAUGUGAGUGGCAUUGACAUGAACGCGUCGGCGUUGUCAGUCUCCCAUGGUUAUCAUCACCAGCAGUAUGGACCACAUCACCUAUCGCAGCAGCAGCAGUCCUCGCCACAUCACCAAGCACAACGCGACCAGCAGCAGUCGCACCACCAACAACAGCAACAACAUAUAUGGGGUAGUUAUGUCAGUCCAUAACCAGCUUUAUCGGGUGCUUGGCCAGCCGACGAGCUUUCAAAAGCUGCUCAUUUACUCUUCCAUCCGCUGCAGUUGUUCGCGUGCUCAUCCGACUUUACUGCUUGGCAAUUGGUCACAUAAGUAGUCCCAAACCCAUACUUAAAUGUUCGUACAACUCGACAAAUUGGCAUGACUAAAUAUUUUCCCGGUUGAGAGGAGUUGCAGUUCGAUUGUACAUUUCACGACGCUUAACGUUUGCUUAACUGCUCAAUUUUCGGAGCGGUUAAUUAUUUCGGACUGCCUGGGACUUCUGUAACUUUGUCACUUAAUGUCAAUGCAUGAUUAAUGGAACGAUCGAAGAGCCUCCAGCAAUUGGAGCGCCAUAUGAUUUUUAUACCGUUUGGUUCAUAGUGUAAUUCCAGUCUAUUUUUUUUAUAAAAAUUGCAAAAACAUUUUUGUCUAGAAAGUACUAAGAAUGGGAUUAAUGAAAAUUUCAUUAACUAUUUUGCUCUUUAUCCUAUGAAGUUAUAGUAAGUAAGCGAAUGUUAGUAAUUUUAAGUUA